AUGAACAAGCACACCUUGCUUUAUGAGCUCGUUAGCUCGUUAGUUGUUUGGGAGCACACGGGUGUGACGCAAGACGGUCGGUUGCGCAUACCUUGUGCCGUCAAAGAGGCCGCCGAUCUUCGGGUCACCGCCGUCCUCUGCGGCUCCGAACUCAGCCCCCCAUUUCCAGGCACCUUUUUCUUAGGAUACCCCAAGACCUAG
Molecule: messenger RNA, 201 nt
Organism: Caenorhabditis auriculariae
Lineage: Eukaryota; Metazoa; Nematoda; Chromadorea; Rhabditida; Rhabditidae
Source: the annotation of a GenBank genome assembly